Messenger RNA from Cebus imitator (Panamanian white-faced capuchin), 1299 nucleotides. RefSeq names its product ring finger protein 151 (gene RNF151). The record is from RefSeq and is a predicted model, not a curated record. Gene Ontology annotation, cellular component: plasma membrane signaling receptor complex. Gene Ontology annotation, biological process: regulation of canonical NF-kappaB signal transduction; tumor necrosis factor-mediated signaling pathway; positive regulation of JNK cascade. Gene Ontology annotation, molecular function: zinc ion binding. Lineage: Eukaryota; Metazoa; Chordata; Mammalia; Primates; Cebidae.
AGGCAGCUUUUAUACCAAGCCAAGCCCCGCGCGAUCUCCGCUGCCCCGCCCCAGACGGGAGCGCGACGAACUCCCAUAAGACAGCCUGUGAUUGGCUCCGUGGUGCCCCACCCCCGCCGCGCUCUGCGUGCGCCUGCACGUCUGGCGCCAGCCGCGGCCCGGGAAAUCUGCGUCACCGGAAAAGCGGCUGUAAACGUUCGCGUGUCGGGUCCGCGAGUCUCGCAGCUUGGGACACUGGUUCUCCCACGCCUGAGGCCGACGUCGCCAGGACUGUGGGGUCGGGGAGACUCGGCUGGAAACGUCUUCCAAAUAAAGUUGUUUGUCUAACUGCGUGUGGGUGUUCUUGGAGCCCCAUCCCGCCUAUCAGCCUGGCAAGUGCAUCUCUUCAUGCUGUGUUGGGGAGAACCCUAGCGAGAUGCCAUCUCAGCUCUACUUGGACACAAGGAUAGGAUGGAGGAGGUUGGCAGGUGACGCUUAAGGUCGGACACUUCUUAAGUGGCAGAGCCGUAUUGGGAACAGUCAUCUGGCCAAGCACACCUCAGGUAAAUGCUACACUCGCAGAGUGGCGGGUAUGAUCUCAACCUCUUCACCAGCCCUCCUGACUCCAACUUCCUGUGCACCGUCUGCCAUGGGGUUCUCAAGAGGCCAGCGAGGUUGCCAUGCAGCCACAUCUUCUGCAAAAAGUGCAUCCUCCAGUGGCUAACCAGACAAAAGACCUGUCCGUGCUGCAGGAAACCGGUGAAAAGGAGAAAGAUCAUCCACGAGAAUAAACUCCGGAAAACCAUUAGCCGCCUGGAAGUCAAGUGCAAGAACGCCGAUGCCGGCUGCAUGGUGACAUGCCCCCUGGCCCAUCGAAAAGGGCACCAGGAUUCAUGCCCCUUCGAGCCAAUGGCCUGCCCUAACGAAGGCUGCACCUCAAGGGUCCCGCGUGGGGCCCUGGCUGAGCACCGGAAGCAUUGCCAGCAAAGGGCCCAGCAGCGCUGCCCCCUGGGCUGUGGGGCCACCCUGGACCCAACCAAGCAUGUUCACCACAACUGCUACCGCAAGUUGCACAACGCCUGGAGCGCGCGCCAGGAGCGCAGUCGGACCCUGCUGCUGUGCCUGAUGAGGCGUGUGCGCCGGCUGCACCGGGCCACCAGCAUUGUCCGCCGAGAGCUGGCGGAGCUGGGCAACUUCCUGGAGGAAGACACCGCUCUACUGGAGGGCACCCCACGGGAGGAGGCCGAGGCCGAGGCUGUCCCAGAAGGCAGCUUCUGGGCUGAGAGGGGGGUGCUCAGGGCCAAGGUACCUUGUAAAUAA